This is a messenger RNA of Amoebophrya sp. A120, 2211 nucleotides long. NCBI's taxonomy places the organism in Eukaryota, Dinophyceae, Syndiniales, Amoebophryaceae. The record is from the annotation of a GenBank genome assembly.
GACCGUGCAUCUUCAAAGGGUUUCGACGAGAGCAGGAAAAAUGGAGUUACUUUUUGCUUCUCAUGCUCCGUUAUUUGUCAAGUUCUCUUCGGCCUAUUGACCAGGUCACCAAUCUGGAAGAUUUCAUUCCCGCUGGUAUUGCAGAUCCUUCUACAAGGACGGAUCUGGUUCUGUUGACUUUUUCUCGCUGUCAAUACGGUAAUCUGAGAUCUAACAUCAAUCGAUUCAUCAUUUGUUGCUGGACAAAAAUUAAGUAGGUCUGUGUAUUAUCUUGUAUGUUUGUAGGUACAGGUAGAGGUAGUUGUGAAGAGGAACUCCGUAAUAUUCCUCGAUCGGUUCCUUCGGCCUUGUCGUGCUAUAUUCGAGGGUGUCCAAAAUCGUUUGUCUUUGUUUCGCGAAAGAAUCUGCCUCAGUCUUCAACAUUCUUGAACAAGCGCCAAAAAUGAGUUGGGGGGCGCAGCAGCGAGCCAUCUGGCGGCAUUGUUAAAAGGCAUCGCUCCUCUCCUGUUGGUGUUGCUCGUCGCUCGAUAACGAGUAGGACUACACGAACCGCAACCGGAAUCGUCUUCGUGCUGCGACGUUUUUCGGGUCGUCAGCCGCCGUUGGAAACGAAAGAUGGUGAUCCCCAUGCCAGCAGGAAUGGGCGCCGCCAUGAGCGGCGAUCCACCCGAACAGGUGCAGGGUCACCUGCAGAAGAUAAAGUACUGCUACUGUGUAAACGACUGUUCGAGCGCUUUGUACUUUACACUUAUAUUUCUUCAAUGUGAAAAAGAAAAUUGCUUAUUGCUUCGGCUUCCGUAUCCGUGCUACUGUUGAACUUGAAUGGUGUGCGUGGUGCAUAAAUUUCAAUCCGAUUCUAUGCUUAAUGUUCAGCAACAUGACAUGAAACAGGUGGACCGUCGUUGCCGUCUUCCUUGGCAGCAUAGGCAAGUUGGUACAGGGUGGCCUUCCAUUCAACGAAAUAUUUUAUGUCAUAAGUGGCAUAUUUCUGAUGAAAGAUGACAAAAUAACGGGACGGGCCUACACCUGCCUCCUCUCAACGCCGCUCGGAGCCUGCGCAGGUUUGCUUUUUGAUUUUAGGCUGCAUGAUUGUUUUCUGGGCACUAGCGUGCUUAUUUGAGGCACAUAGGCAUGCAAAAAGAAGUAGAUAAGAAGUUCUGCUACUUCUCCUGCUACUAUUCACAGGAUGAAUUGAACUACCAUAAAGGAAAUCGAAAUUUUCAAAAAGAAAAAGUGAUGGCAUCACACGAGGAUACGUCAUUACUUAAAUUGAAAUCGUACCCAGGUCCUUCAGGCGGCGGCUUGACAUAUGGGGUUCUCAAACGUUACAUUCUCAACUGUUACAUGAAUUUGUCAUGCUGGCCUACCAUCAAGAUUCACACGAGAAAGCUGCUUCGCAUGACAAAUUUGCGAAGGGCUAAACAGAGCCUAAAUCUGUGCAGAACUUGUAAUGCUAGAGGUGCAACCUCGCCCCUUUCACUUUUGCAAUUCUUGCAUCACAGAUUCAUGUAACAGUUGAGAAUGUAACAGUUGAGAACGCCAUAUGACAUGUCUUACCCCUGUGAUGUUUCUAGGUGGGAUAAAUGUCCUCUUCGGCCUUUUCAGUCCCUACCUCCUGGAGCCAUUCAAUCUCAUAUGUAUUGCCUGUUUUUGUUGCUCAUUUCUUUUUCUGCACAUAGAGAAUCUUCUUCAUGUACGGCUUAAGAACUUUGUAUUUGGUGCUUCCUCUUGUUGCUUCGGUCGUCGCGAAUGCUUGAGAGCACCGAAACAGAAACCGAACCGCAAACACCAGGUAUGCUGUCCCAGGGAGUCGGGUGUUUUUUCGCCUACAAAACCUGGUCGUACCUGCGAGGCGAAGCAGGUCCAACGGGCGCGUUGCCCGGCGGCCUCCAAGGACACACGACCUACAACCCACCAGGACCAGCGACGCUCAGCACCACCGGGGGAGCGAGGGACGGCGCUCCGACCACCCCACAAACCGGGUUUGUCGCUUUCCAGGGGGAGGGAAACAAACUCGGCGGUCAGUGAUGAAUGGAACUGGUGAAAGGAUCCACUUUAUCUGAGAAGUUGAAGUCAAGCCGAACCCAAAAGAAGCGCUUCUUUAACUGGUUCCCGUUCCCCGCUGCUUAUCUCGCACAUAAUACAACCAUGUUGCACAUGCAUUAGCCAUCACACCUACAACCGUCGUGGUUGUCUAGUAUUUUCCUGCAU